Diceros bicornis minor is the source of this 2276-nucleotide messenger RNA. It is a transcript of the gene MVD, whose product is annotated as mevalonate diphosphate decarboxylase. Gene Ontology annotation, biological process: isopentenyl diphosphate biosynthetic process, mevalonate pathway; isoprenoid biosynthetic process. The transcript is spliced from 10 exons. Gene Ontology annotation, molecular function: diphosphomevalonate decarboxylase activity; ATP binding. The record is from RefSeq and is a predicted model, not a curated record. Gene Ontology annotation, cellular component: cytosol. Lineage: Eukaryota; Metazoa; Chordata; Mammalia; Perissodactyla; Rhinocerotidae. The coding region runs from base 38 to 1240 and encodes 400 amino acids.
UGGCGGCAGCAGGUGGAGGGCGCUGUGUUGUUCGGUCAUGGCGUCGGAGAAGCCGAUUGUGGCCGUGACUUGCACCGCGCCGGUGAACAUCGCUGUCAUCAAGUACUGGGGAAAGCGAGAUGAGGAGCUGAUCCUGCCCAUCAACUCCUCUCUGAGUGUCACUUUGCACCAGGACCAGUUAAAAACCACCACGACGGCUGCCAUCAGCAAGGACUUCGCCGAGGACCGGAUUUGGCUAAAUGGCCAGGAGGAAGACGUGGGGCAGCCGCGCCUGCAGGCCUGCCUGAGGGAGAUCCGCCGCCUGGCCCGGAAGCGGAGGAGCAGUGGUGAUGAGGACCCGCUGCCCCUCAGCGUCAGCUACAAGGUCCACGUCGCGUCGGUGAACAACUUCCCCACAGCCGCAGGCCUGGCCUCCUCGGCAGCGGGCUAUGCCUGCCUAGCAUAUGCCCUGGCUCGAGUCUACGGGGUCGAGAGUGACCUCUCGGAGGUGGCUCGUCGAGGCUCGGGCAGUGCCUGCCGGAGCUUGCAUGGCGGCUUUGUGGAGUGGCAGAUGGGGGAGCGGGCUGACGGGAAGGACAGCGUCGCCCGACAGGUGGCCCCCGAGUUGCACUGGCCCGAACUCCGAGUCCUCAUCCUUGUGGUGAGUGCCGAGAAGAAGCUGAUGGGCAGCACGGUGGGCAUGCAGACCAGUGUGGAGACCAGCCCCCUGCUCAGGUUCCGGGCCAAGGCCGUGGUGCCGGCACGCAUGGCAGAGAUGACCCGCUGCAUCAAGGAGCGGGACUUCCAGGGCUUCGGCCAGCUGACCAUGAAGGAUAGCAACCAGUUCCACGCCACCUGCCUGGACACCUUCCCGCCCAUCUCUUACCUCAGCGACACCUCCAGGCGCAUCAUCCACCUGGUGCAUUGCUUCAAUGCCCACCACGGGCAGACCAAGGUGGCGUACACAUUCGAUGCGGGCCCCAACGCCGUGAUCUUCACCCUGGACAACACCGUGGCCGAGUUUGUGGCUGCAGUAAGGCACAGCUUCCCCCCCAAGUCCAACGGAGACAAGUUUCUGAAAGGGCUGCCCGUGAGGCCUGCCCCGCUCUCAGACGAGCUUAAAGCUGCACUGGGCAUGGACCCCACCCCGGGAGGCGUCAAAUACAUCAUAGCCACUCAGGUAGGGCCUGGGCCUCAAAUCCUGGACGACCCUCACGCUCACCUCCUGGGUCCCGAUGGCCUGCCGAAGCCAGCUGUUUGACUGCCUCCUCGACGGGAGCCCCGGCUGCUGCUUGGGAAGGGGACGCUUCGCUGGGACUGGGGAACCGGGUGUGGCAGCCGACCAGGCUGUGCUUGUUGGGACUUGUGGGUGGCCGCCUGGCUCCGAGCCGGGCAAUGUGCUGUGGUUGAGUUGGGGCAGUGGACUGGCCACCUGCAGUUGUCCAGGUGGUGAGGAGCAGCCCUGCCCCCUGUGCCUCACCCUUCCCAGCCUUCACCCAGCCCUUUGCCAAGAUGAGAGCUGGGAGGGGAGCUGGGAGCAGCUCAACACCUGAGGACCAAGCCAGCUGGGAGUGGAGCUGCCAGGGGAGCAUCCUGGGGAAGGGGUCUCUGGCCCCGCGCUCUGGGCUGCUCCCACUGCCCCGGAACAGCAGCUCGAUCAUUGGCGAUGACGGGGAGUCAGGCGUCCGUCCUCGGAGCCGGAGGACAGGUCACUGUGCAGGGAGCAGCCUCCACAGGCCUCCAGAAACCUCCACCAAGUGGUUCCAGCAUGAUGGCCGCCAGGGCUUCUCUGCCAGGCUGGGGGCCAGACCUUGAGCUUGGGCCACAAGGUGUGGAUGGAACGUUUCUCUAUAAGAAGGCCUGUAGUGUGCCUCGGGCGGGAGGUGGGAGAGCAGCACCAAGGUUCCAGCAUCCUCUGGGAGCCCCUGUGGCCGGCCACUGGGAAUAAAGCCAGCGUGGGUGACUUCCUGCUGGUGCUUCUGCUUGGUUCCUGCGCAGUGUUCCGGGGUCCCUGCUCUGAGGGCCUGUGCCGGGCAGUGGGCAGCACUCACCCAGAGGACCAGGGAGGGCCUGGGCAGCGCCUCCCCUCCUGCUGUCUUCUGCCCCUUGAGCUCCCCUUCAGUUACCCAGCCGUUCGCCCCGCCCACUUCCUAAAGAUCUGCGCGGGCGGGCGGUGGAGGAGGAGCUAGGCACCUGCCCUCCCACCCGCCUCUCCCUACUCCCCUGAGGGUCGGAUGCCCCAGGGCGGGUGAGGCUGCUGCCUGGAGCGGGUUCUGGUCUGUGACCCUGAAUGAGGC